Falco peregrinus (peregrine falcon) is the source of this 3816-nucleotide messenger RNA. It is a transcript of the gene GFER, whose product is annotated as growth factor, augmenter of liver regeneration. The record is from RefSeq and is a predicted model, not a curated record. The annotation marks the transcript as partial. The transcript has 3 exons. Gene Ontology annotation, biological process: liver development. Gene Ontology annotation, molecular function: flavin adenine dinucleotide binding; flavin-dependent sulfhydryl oxidase activity. Gene Ontology annotation, cellular component: mitochondrion. NCBI's taxonomy places the organism in Eukaryota, Metazoa, Chordata, Aves, Falconiformes, Falconidae.
GACGGCGGCUUGCCCGCGGGAGGGCCGGCGGGAGCCUCCCCCGUCACUCUGGGGGGGCUGUCGGCCCUCGGCCGAGCUGUGAAGUGGGCCUCCAUCCUGCCCCCCAAGUGUGAUGGGGCUGUGUGUGUCCCUCCUCAGGGUGUGAAGGAGCCGGGGUUUGCCCUCCGCGAGUGUGAGGGGCCUCCAUCUUCUCACCAGCGGGACCCGGUGGUCACAGAGGAGAAGGAGCCACCGCCGGACUGUCCCCUGGACAGCGAGCAGCUGGGCCGCAGCACCUGGGCCUUCCUGCACACCAUGGCAGCCUACUACCCCGACCACCCCUCUGCUGCCCAGCAGAAGGAGAUGAGGGACUUCAUCAGCCUCUUCUCCAAGUUCUACCCCUGCCAGCACUGCGCUGAGGAUCUGAGGGAAAGAUUACGUACAAAUCAGCCUGAUACUAGCAACAGAAAUAACUUCUCCCAGUGGUUGUGUCUUCUUCAUAAUGAAGUGAACAGGAAACUGGGAAAAUCUGAAUUUGACUGCUCUCGUGUGGAUGAGCGCUGGAGAGAUGGUUGGAAAGAUGGUAGUUGUGAUUAAUCCAUAGAGACUGCUUUGGAAAUCUAACAGACCUAUUCAAUCUGGUGUCACAGCGUGUCGAUCACUACAGGGAGAUGUGCGAGUCAGUAACGGUGUGUUUGUGUGCUUGUGUGUGUGACUGAUGUGGCUUGUGGAAAUAAAGGUAAACCAAUUCUAAAAGUAAAUUUGAAAAUUUUAUCCUAAUAAUAUUUUGAUAAAUGAUUACGUAAAUGUAUUAUCUGAGGGACUGAGGCCUUCAUUUGACAUAAGAAUUGAUAGAAACCUGUGGAAUUAAGUCACAAGUGGAAACUUUUUCAUUAUGGCAUUUGUUUUUUUCUGUGACUACAAUUUGUUUUACCUGAACACAGUUGUAUAGGCUGCUCUGUGGUGUUUUACGUUUAUCUGCAGGCCUUAUCUUGAUGUUAUAGAAGAUGCAUCGAAUUAAUUCAAACUUUUGUUUCUGUUGUUCUAAUAGAGAAAACUCACGCUGUGUUUUGUGCCAAGCCUGUAUCCCCAGAUCUCUUUCAGAGGUCACCAAUGUUGUUAAACUUGAAUCCAGUUCCUUUGAUAAAAGGCCUGAAGGCAGGUACAUUUAAUUUAAAUACUAAAAUCAUGGAGCCCAGAUCUCUCAUUUUAUUUUUGUGUUUCAAUUUGUCUUGUAAGAGGACAUUGUAGAAAGGGAAACUAAAGCAGGACAAAAAAACCACCCUCAUUUGAUGAAUGGAAUGAAGUAUCAAUGGGGUGAAAUUCAAAUGUUUUAAAUUGAUUGCUGAUUUUCUUUGGAUCCAGAAGUGAUAUGAUGGUAAGUUCUACUGAACUACUUAAUCUUAAAGCAGAUAACCUCUUUGUCUCUGCUGUGAACUUCUGUCUGUCGUGAAAAUAGCUUGAGACUGCUAACUGUAAUGAAGCAUAUUCAGCUUUGUUUAGCACACAGUAUUUCUUAGAUGUCACUUGAAAUUUUUGAUUGAUACUCACUGACCCAGUUGAUAUUCUGCUGUUAUCCCCUAGCUAAAAGCCUCUCUAGAACAAAAGCACUUUACAAGCUCCCUGCAGUAUUUGAGUCCUGCCUAAGACUGUGGCGUCAGCUUUACAUAGUAUUGUUGCACAGGGGCCUGAAGGGAGUCCCUAGGGUAAAUUCCCUCUGUAGAAGCUGAUCAGAAUCCAUGCUCUGUGUAUUUUUCCUAGAUCAGCUAUACUGCAUCAGAGUACUGAUACUAAGUGUGAAUUUCAGAUUCAAGUGAAAUAGCAGCAUAAAUGGUUUAUACCACAAUGCAUGUAAGCACAUCUCUCUAUAAGAAGAGACAGUUUUCACAAAAAUGUCCAAAUAAUUUCAAAUUCUUAAAGUAAAUAGUGAUGUCCUGCCCUUACUGCAUUUCUGUCUGUGAAGAGUUUGCAGGAGCUCACACAAAUAGUGACAAUAAUAGUCUUUUUCUUUCUGUACUUCCUGCUGAGGUUUUCUUGCAUGUUUCAGUGAACUUAGUUAUUUUUAUGCACUACAGAACGCCUGUAGAUUUACUCUUGUUGAUAGAGUGCGUGUUGCCUGGACAUGUUAACAGUACUUUUAUAGUAGUGGUAGAAUGAUGACAGCUUGUAUCUAAGAACUCUGAUCUUCAAACCGGUGUGUGUAGCAGCUCAGUGUUUAGAAAGCAGUAAGAACUUUGGAAAUACAUUUUAAUAUUUUGUGAUGUAUUUCAGUUCUUUUAAGUUGGACCUGUUAAAACCAUAUGAGACAAAUUUUAUGGACCAGUUAUUCUUGAAGUUUUUUGCAUCAUAGGAUUUCUGAACGCAAACCCAACAAAAUGUUGGUAAGGUACUUCAUCAAGUAUGCAAUCUGACUUAUGACUCGAAGGUAUUGUUAUGGUUAUUAGAAGUGCUCAGAAAAUUUCCUUAUUAGCAUGUUGAGGUUCUUGGAACAAAUGAAUUCCAGCCCUUGUUUUUUGUCUUUUUGGUAAUAAACUCAGUCCCCAAAAUGAAGGACAUUGAUAUCCAUUAGUUGGGAGAGGACCAACACAAAGACUGUAGCCCUCUGCUUUUGUCGGGUGCAAAAUUACCCAGUUCUGUCAGGAUAGUUUUAGUGGCUGGGGGUGUGGACAGGCAUUUUCUUCUGGACUUGGUUGUGCUGGAGGAGAAAUUUACUGUUCUUCCUUUCCAGUCUGCCCUUGACUAUUCUCUGCAACAGUUUCAUCGUCCAUGGAGCAGAUGAUGAGAUUUCUUCUAGUUUGUUUCAGUGUAAGUGAGCAAGUUGGUACAAGACCCAUUUUAAUACUGAAAAUGGGCUGGGUCAGUGAGUUGCACUUGAUCUCUGCUGCAGAGUCCUUCGACCACUGCUGUCUGGCGCUGGCAAGCGGUCACCGACAGGUGGGUGCAUGGUAACCUUCUACCAUACUGCAGCAUCUGUGCAUAUAUUCAGUGUAGAGAGGAAGAUAAAUGUGUAUCAUGCUCAAAAUCAGGUGGAGCAGCUGGGGCAGCACAUUUUGUCACUUUGUCAUUCAAGGAGGCUGUAGAGGCGUGCAGAAGAAAAAGCCUCUUCUGCCAGCAUGUACUGUUGUGCCCUGGCAGCGGCACAGGGGUAGGGAAAGAGCCUUAAAACUGAAGCCAGUGUAUUUAGUAAAUGCUUCCUAAUAAUGAGGCCACCAGCUGUGGCUACUAGAUGUUAUUAGGGCAGUUUGUAACUUUGUCAAGUGGCUGUUUGGUGAAAUCUAUGCUUGCACUCUUGUUCUCUUGUGUUUAUGGCUUUGCAGAGGAGCUUUGACUUAGAUGUUUCUCAGGCAUAUCAUUGUCUCUGGACUUGACUAUGCAGGGAGGGGGGGGAUUUUUUUUUGCUGCUCAUUUGUACCACAUCUCAAGUUUUAAUCUUACAAAAGGAAUUUUUAUUGAAGAUACUUGUAUUUGUGUACAGAAAAUUGUAAAUUCUAAAUGCAGUUGAUUAAAUCUGUUUUUAAAAAUACCUGUAUUCAAAUUAUAUUUCCUGUUGAUGUGAAAAUAAUAAAGCAACUGAGGUAAUUCCUGGCUUCCCUACUGGAUGAGACCUUAGGAAAAGGCAUUGUAUUGUGCUGGUGUGUCUAACCUUCUGCGUGCCAAUAUAUGACUGUCUGAGCUUAAUGGCUCAACUGAGGUUGUGUGAUUCUCUGUGUGUAUUGAUCAGACAAGGUGGGGCUACAGCCGGUGAUUUCCUGUUGUGCUAGUGAAUUGACACAGUUCUUUGUGGGCCAAGAAGCUACAAAAAUGCAGUAAAUUUGUGCAGCAGGUGCUUGCCCAUCA